UUUUCAAAGGAUUUUAGUUUAAAGGCAUGGUAUUAAGAUUUUAUAAGACAACGAACAUAAUAUUUUAAUGAAGAAUUAGUUAUUGGGAUUGGCGGAUUUGGUAAGGUAUACAAGGGGUUCAACGACAACGGUGCUACAGCUGUUGGAGUAACCAUUUAUUAUAUCUUCAUUUUAUUUUAUUUUUCUUUCAUAUUUGAAAUUAUGAUCCACAUCCCCUCAAUGUUAAAAAUUUGUUGAUUUCAUCGAAUUAAAUGACCGUUGUACAUGUAAUUUGAUUAAUAAAAUUUGCAAUCAAAUAUAAGGUUGUGAAUCCAUGAAUUAACAAUUUGAAUCAUAUGCUAUAAUUCUACUAAUCAAACAUGCACUUAUAGUUUCAAGGGAGAUGAGGGUUGUCAAGGAGGAAGAGAGAGGGGGUCACCAAUGAAGAAAAGGAUUUGCAGUAGGGGAUGGGAACCGGAGGAGGUGACAGAAGGGGGAGCUACCAAAGGAAGGUUGUUGGAGUGGGGGUCCAAAGGGUAGAGUUAGAAUAAUGGUGGCUGCUCAUUAGUCCACUUCCAAUAUUUUCUGUAUAAAAAGAUGACUAAAAAAAGUCAAAUUGUAUAUUAUUUUUUUGGUCCUUGACCUUUUCCCGUUGAUAAUAAUAAUAAUAACAAUAAUACAGUAAUAAUUUUAAUUCUACAUUAAACAUCACUACUAAAAGGAUACAGAUGAAAUAUCAUUUUGCUCCUUAAACUUUUUCGCAUUUUUUUAAUUUGACCUGCGGAUUUUGAUUAAUAUCAAUUUUACAUUCAAACUUUCAAAAUUUUGAUAAAUUUGACCUGUCAUCACAUUUCAUUUACAAUUGGACGGAAUGUGUUGACGUAACACUAAAGUUCAUUUGAAAUUUCAUUGUACUCCUCAAACUAUACCUUAAAAAUCAAUUAGCCCUCCACAUCAGCACAUUCCAUCCAAUUAUUGGCGAAAUGUUAUAACAGGGGCCAAAUUUAUCAAAAUUUUAAAAGUUUGAAUGUGAAAUUGAUAUUAAUCAAAAUAUAGAAGUCAAAUUAAAAAAUACAUGAAAGUUUAAUGGGCGAAAUGAUAUUUUCCGAUACAACGCAAAUCAUAGGGCAAAACAUUGAAGUCAAUGUUUCAAAAAGAGAGCAGAGGACAGUUUGAUUGAUUAAUACCGUUUCAACCAGAGAGCACUUUGUCUUUCUCGUCUCUGAAAACUCAUCUUUGAACAUCACUAGAGAUCUGAAUCCAGUGUAACUGCCACAUUCUUUGAUAUAUAUAUAUCCCCCAAAGCUCAAGAUAUGUCAGGUUUAGACGGUGAGGAUGCGAUUUCAACAACGAACAACUUUAAUAAAGAAUUAGUUAUUGGGUUUGGUGGAUUUGGUAAGGUAUAUUAAUGGGUUCGUUGACAAGUCGUCGGUGUGCUACAUUGACCGCGACUUACAUUAACUCCUGUUUCAAUCAGAGACCACUCUUUGUUUCUUUCUCAUCUCUAAGAACUAAUCUUUUUUUAUCAUCUUCUAGUGUUACUGGUAUAUUCUUUCAUAUAUUCUGAUCAUCUUUUUUGAUCAUCUUCUAAAACACUCAUCUUUUGUUUCAUAUAUUUUCCGAUACAACACAAAUCAUACGGCAAAAAUUCAUCUUUUUUCAUCAUCUUCUAGGGUUACUGGUACCAAAUAUCAAAGAUAUGUCUGAUUUAAGUGCUGAUGAUGCAAUUUCAAGCGUUGUGAUUAAAUCUGAGUACCCAUGCCGUUGCUUUUCACUAGCUGAGAUACAAUCAAUGACCAACAAUUUUAAUGAAGAAUUAGUUAUUGGGAUUGGCGGCUUUGGUAAGGUAUACAAGGGGUUCAUCGACAAUGGUGCUACAGCUGUUGCCAUAAAGAGGUUGAAAGCAGAGUCCAAUCAAGGCGCAGAGGAGUUCUGGAAUGAGGUCAAGAUGUUGUCUAAGCUCCGACAUACACAUCUUGUUUCUCUGAUCGGCCAAUGCAGCGACUGCAAAGAAAUGAUCCUUGUUUACGAAUACAUGGCUCGUGGGACCCUAGCCGAUCAUCUCUAUAAAACCAGUAGAAACCAGACUGAAAUUAGUACUUUUCAUCUCACAUGGGAGCGAAGGCUCAACGUUUGCAUCGGUGCAGCACGAGGGUUAGACUACCUUCAUUCUGGUACCGAUCAAAAGGUUCAAGGAGUCAAAAUCAUUGCAACUCUGGAAAGAAGCUAGGGUUGAGAUUGAGGUACUCUCCCUAAUCGACAGUCACCCCCACAUAGUCUCUUUAAUUGGAUUCUGCUAUGAGAAACCAGAGUUAAUCCGCGUGCAUGAUUACAUGACAAAUGGAUCCUUGGAAGAUCAUUUAUUCAAAAUAA
Molecule: messenger RNA, 2352 nt
Organism: Camellia sinensis
Lineage: Eukaryota; Viridiplantae; Streptophyta; Magnoliopsida; Ericales; Theaceae
Source: RefSeq, a predicted model, not a curated record